Molecule: messenger RNA, 3783 nt
Organism: Rhincodon typus (whale shark)
Lineage: Eukaryota; Metazoa; Chordata; Chondrichthyes; Orectolobiformes; Rhincodontidae
Gene: slc40a1
Product: solute carrier family 40 member 1
Exons: 8
Coding region: 378-2117 (579 amino acids)
Biological process (GO): iron ion transmembrane transport
Cellular component (GO): basolateral plasma membrane
Molecular function (GO): iron ion transmembrane transporter activity; peptide hormone binding
Source: RefSeq, a predicted model, not a curated record
CAAGAGUUUUUUUUAAUGCAAGCUACACGUCACGGGGCCGGGCUCUCUCCCCAGGAAAUACCUUUGAACAGAAACUUCAAAACUCCCAAAUGAUGUGCACUGUUCAAAUUUGGGACCCGGACCGUGCGGCUGGUCUCAUGGGUGCGAGGGGUUAGACCUAACAUUAUAUUUUAGCGACAACAUUUUUCCGACUUCAGCUACAGUGCUAGCUAAGUCUGGAAAUUCGAAUUUGAAAAAAAAAACUGGCGGCGCUUGCCUUUUCAGAAACUGUUUAUAGGAUACAUUUCCAAAUCAGAUCUUUUUUUAAAAAAAAAUUAAGAGAAAAAAAUCAGAACCCAUUAAGAACCCUGCUAAAGUAACAAAAAUUACCUUUAAAUAUGGGGAAGACAGAAACCAAGUCUCAGAAGAGGGGCUGCUGCGUCUCAUUUGUUGGAUAUUUCAAGACGACUGGCUUUCUUAUUUACCUUUGCCAUGGACUGUCAACAUGGGGAGAUAGGAUGUGGCACUUUGCUGUGUCAGUGUUUUUGGUGGAGCUUUAUGGCAACAGUCUGCUUCUGACUGCUGUCUAUGGACUGGUUGUGGCAGGAUCUGUCUUAUUGCUGGGAGCCAUCAUUGGCGACUGGGUGGACAGAACUCCCAGGCUUAAAGUUGCCCAAACAUCCUUGAUUAUUCAAAAUGUCUCAGUCAUCAUUUGUGGUGUCAUCCUGAUGAUCGUUUUCCUAUUUAAAACUUCUCUCAGCACCAUGUACCAUGGAUGGUUACUUACCUUCUGCUACAUUUUGGUUAUUACCAUUGCCAACAUUGCAAAUCUAGCAAGUACUGCUGUGGGAAUCACAAUUCAGAGAGACUGGAUUGUUGUUGUUGCAGGAGAAGACAGAAGCAGAUUGGCAGAUAUGAACGCUACAGUGCGCAGAAUUGAUCAGAUUACAAACAUUUUGGCUCCAAUGGCAGUUGGACAAAUAAUGACCUUUGGCUCCCCUGUCAUUGGCUGUGGCUUUAUCUCUGGUUGGAACCUCUGCUCCAUGUGUCUUGAGUAUUAUCUGUUAUGGAAAAUUUACCAAAGAACACCUGCGUUAGCCAUCAAAGCAGGACAGAAGGUGGAUGAACAGGAAAUGAAACCAUUGAACAAACAAAAAGAUAUUGAAUAUGGCCAAACAAACACAGAUGGGAAACCAGCUGAAGGUGCUCAUGGGAUGAAAGUGAAGACAGUGGAACAAGAAGAAGAGCAACAUUGUGGUGACAAAGUUUUUGGGCCUUUCCAUACAUUAAGGGAUGGGUGGGUAGCCUAUUACAACCAAGAUGUGUUCUGGGCUGGCAUGGGUCUUGCGUUCCUUUAUAUGACAGUGCUUGGCUUUGACUGCAUCACAACUGGAUAUGCCUACACACAAGGUUUGAGUGGAUCUUUUCUUAGUCUGCUGAUGGGGGCUUCAGCUAUUGCUGGAAUUCUGGGAACCGUAGCCUUUACGUGGAUUCGCCGAAAAUGUGGCCUGAUUCGUACAGGCUUUAUCUCCGGUGUGGCUCAGUUUUCAUGCCUGCUUUUGUCUGUAGUUUCUGUCUUCAUGCCUGGAAGUCCUUUAGAUUUAUCUGUAUCACCAUUUGAGGACUUUGCCAGCAGAUAUAUGGCUAUGAAUACCUUGAUGGAACCUGUUAUGACAACUGCAGAACCUCAGCUAGUCACCACAGUCGGCUAUAACAACGCAACAACUGAAUCCCCAAGCGAUGACCAAUUUCAACCAGAAUCUUAUAUCUCAGUGAGUUUGCUGUUUGCUGGCAUCAUUGCCGCAAGAGUUGGGCUUUGGUCCUUUGAUUUAACAGUUACACAGCUAAUUCAAGAAAAUGUGGAUGAAUUGGAACGGGGUAUCAUAAAUGGUGUGCAGGAUUCCAUGAAUUAUCUUCUAGAUCUAGUGCAUUUUAUCAUGGUAAUAUUAGCUCCAAAUCCAGAAGCGUUUGGCAUCCUUGUAAUCAUUUCAACUUCUUUUGUUGCUAUGGGGCAUUUGAUGUAUUUCAGAUUUGCUUAUAAGUCAUUAGGAAGACAGCUGUUUGCAUGUAUUUCCAAAGACCCAACAAUUCACACCAAUGAUCACCAAGUAACUGACUGCGUGGCAGUUAGCACCUGAGUAAUAAAAGAUAAUAUCCCUCAUAUUGACUCAUGCGUUAUAAACAUUAGGCUUACGUUUUAGAGAUAUCUACUUUUCAAAUAGUUUAGAUACCCCAAGUAACAGUAGAGUACAGAAUCCAACAAAGGCCAUGUUUUCGUUAGUUUCUGUUUGCUCUUUCUGUUACAUACUAUAUUAAACAAUAUUUUUCAAGUACUGCUGAAUUAGAUAUCUCCUUUGGCACGAGCAUACCUUGCUGGAGUUCAUUUGCAGUUUCAGUAGUGAACAGCUGAAAACGCCAUCAUUAUUCCACAGUGAGUGUGCAAGUUAUUAUCUACUGCUUUGGUCAGGGACAAACAACAAUAAGUUUGAGGAUACAUGCUGCAUGAUUUGCAUUCAAAUUAGCAACUCUGAAAUAUGUUAAAUAUAAUGUGGUUCAGGUUAACCUUUUAAUGUGGGGUCAUGAAUAUUUUACUUUCACCUUCUUGAUUCCAAUAUCAUUGAUAUAAAGUUUGCCAAAGUGCAAUAAUAACUUCCAAAAUAAUUUGCAGUAUAAUAUUUGAGAAUGAAAAAAAAAUUAAAUAAAUAUUCCCAAUGAAACUGGAUCUUGAUAUUUAAAAUCGAAAAGAUCCUGAAACAUGUGAGUCAUUUGCUGAGAGUUUUCAUGUGUGUGGAAGAUAUGGCUGUUAGCAAACAUUACUAUGUUAGGUUUGAAAACUCCAAGAUGACAAAGUGUUUAAUAUUAAUUUGUAACAUUGCUCUUUCUCUUGUUAAUACAAGGACAGAAUAAGUCGAUCCUUAUAUCUUCAAACGAGAUUAUUUUUAACCAAACUGCUUUAAACAUUUUUAUGACACAUUGCUCUAUUCAAAUUAAAAUCCAUGGUGCAUUUGGAAAUAUUAAGGUAGUGAUCUAACCUACUGGAAUAUGUGAGGUGGUGUUGGGGUGUGUGUGGGAGGGGUUGUAAAGGGAAGAUCGAGAAUUGCAGUGGUUGCAAUGUGUAUUGAUAUUGCAACUAUUCAAGAAGAUGUCCUCUGUCAUUGCUUCAACUGAAAUUCUAAAUACAGCAAAUUUCACCAAGCAUAACAAUCAGAGUAAUCUCUUUCCCUAAUUCUGUCUGGGAAAUGGGGGUAUGCUCUCUAGCAUAUAACCUAACACAAUUAGCCAAAAUAGUUUUAAGAUCUCUAUGCUUAGAGGAAUUAAAUGGGAUAAAGUACAUUUUUCAUUGCUAUGACAUUCCUUGUUUGAAAGUGGACAUGAUACAGUCUGUGCAGGUGAAUUGUUUGUUGAAUACAGCUGCUGAACAUCUAUCCCAUGUUGCAGGGAGACCAACUGAAAAUCUGUUAUGUACAGCUCCAACUUCUGUGAUUUUGUGAACAAUUAUGAAAAAUCAACCAAAGGCUUGCUAUAGAUUUGAAGUUAAAUUUCUAAAAUUCAUAAUUUUUUUACAAGUAUAGAUUCAGAAAAAUCUUUUAUAGUCAAUAUUUAUAAGUUGUACCAGAGUUUGAAAUUAAAUUUCUGGAUUCCUAAGAGAGAUGUAUUAAAUAAUAUUUUGAAAUAUAUUCAUAACUUUACCUUUCUCUUGGAUGAAUAAUGAAAUUUUAUGAAAAUGAUACACGUACUAAACACUCCAAAGCCAUAGUUUCUGAAAUUGAAAGCACUGCUAAAUAAAAAAUGUUGCUAAAAUAA